Glossina fuscipes is the source of this 1621-nucleotide messenger RNA. RefSeq names its product doublesex- and mab-3-related transcription factor A1 (gene dmrt99B). The transcript is spliced from 5 exons. Gene Ontology annotation, biological process: sex differentiation; regulation of transcription by RNA polymerase II. NCBI's taxonomy places the organism in Eukaryota, Metazoa, Arthropoda, Insecta, Diptera, Glossinidae. Gene Ontology annotation, cellular component: nucleus. The coding region runs from base 54 to 1580 and encodes 508 amino acids. The record is from RefSeq and is a predicted model, not a curated record. Gene Ontology annotation, molecular function: DNA-binding transcription factor activity, RNA polymerase II-specific; RNA polymerase II cis-regulatory region sequence-specific DNA binding; ubiquitin binding.
AAAAAAAAAACUAAAGCAACAAAUCCUAUAAAAAUCCGUAUCCGUUUAAAGUAAUGAGUUUGCCCAGCGGUGUGGAUAUGCAAAAUCUUAUGUCGCAACAUCCAGUUUUAGGUGCUUUACCGCCUGCUUUCUUUUUACGCGCCGCUUCGGAACGCUAUCAGCGUACACCAAAAUGUGCUCGUUGUCGCAAUCACGGAGUGGUUAGUGCUCUAAAAGGUCAUAAACGUUAUUGCCGAUGGCGUGACUGUUUAUGCGCUAAAUGUACAUUAAUUGCGGAACGUCAACGGGUUAUGGCGGCACAGAAUGCCAACACAAGACGGAUACUUGGACGAUCAGACUUCUCGAGUACUUCCCUUUUCGUGGCGGUGGCUUUAAGACGACAACAAGCGCAGGAGGAGAACGAAGCAAGGGAAUUGGGUUUAUUGUAUACGAGUGUACCGCCGGGUGUACCUCAGCCGCCGAAUGCAAACGAAACCACCACCACAUCUACGGCACAAUUAAGUCCUCCAGCGACGGCAAAUGGAGUCUUUCAUGCCGGUAUACCAUCACCGCCUAGCGAUGGCUUGGAUUCGACAAAUCCGCAUCACCAACAGCGAAUGCAAUUUAAUGGGAAUUCCGGUGAUUCGGAUACAGAGAUGCGUAUGCGAGCAGAUCGCAUAUCGAUGGGUUUUUCACCCGACCGCGCGGAGGUCGAAAGCCCCGGGUCCAAACGAGCACGUUUAUCCACUGAAACCGAUCAAGAUACUGGUUCGGAAUCAGCGCCUAGUAGUCCUCAUCCUAAAUCGACACCUAACUACAAUAAUAGCGGUGGAAAUCUGUCGCCAGCUCGUACCGGACCGCCAAGUUCACCAGAGUCGGAUUUGGAUGUUGAUUCAGCCCCCGACGAAGCUACACCCGAAAAUCUAAGCCUGAAAAAGGAAGAUUCCACUUCACCGCCGCAAACACCAUCGACGACCGAGAAUAGCAUGCACAUGUUACGUAACUUUAGCAACAAUAAUCCCCAAGGUUUCAUGCCGUAUCAUCAUUCGCAAUUUUUAGCGGUGGCGGCGGCCAGUGCGCAUCCACAUGCUGCUCAGCAUUCGCCGCAUCCCCACCAUCCACAACAGCCGACUAUGCCGACGGCCCAUCCGAGCAAUGGAGCGCAACAGCGAUCGCCUGUAGACGUACUGCUGCGUGUUUUUCCCAACCGUCGACGCAGCGAUGUUGAACAGCUGCUGCAACGUUAUCGCGGCGAUGUCUUACAAACAAUGGAAGUAAUGUUAUCGGGGGAAGAUGUCUCGCAGGCCAUAGCCUCGGCGGUUGCGGCGACAAAUUCGCCGCCACAAGUUCCGCCCUCACCGCCAUUUCCUUUGAAAUCGGCCUUCUCACCUUUAGUACCGCCGGCUGCAGUGUUUGGUUCACCUACCCACCGCUAUCCACCGUUUAUGCAAGCUCAUGCCAAACGUUUCCUAACCGCACCGUAUACAAGUGCAGCUUAUCUCCCUGGCGUUAUAAAUCCAGCCGAUAUCGAACAAUCCGAAUCGAAUGGUGGAAGCACUUCAAUAGAUCGUAAUAGUAACGCAGGCGAUUCGCAGGAUUGAGACAGUUGUAUCGCCGGUGAUGUCAACGGCAUGUUUAGACC